This is a messenger RNA of Annulohypoxylon truncatum, 539 nucleotides long. RefSeq lists its product as uncharacterized. Lineage: Eukaryota; Fungi; Ascomycota; Sordariomycetes; Xylariales; Hypoxylaceae. The transcript has 3 exons. The record is from RefSeq and is a predicted model, not a curated record. Bases 98 to 520 code for a protein of 140 amino acids.
UUCUCCCAGGCUUCCCAUCAAAACCUCAAGACAACUGGUUGUUUUUCUUUCAGGUCAAACCCGAGUCUUUCUGUUAUUCCUCAAUACAAUAUUCACCAUGGCUCGAACUGACUCGCGGUUUGCCAGCCCUCCCUUCUUCCUCUUCAGCAAUGCGUUGAUCUGGAUCUCGGCUGUCAUCGUAAUGGGCAUUUUAUCCUACUUCAUCUCUCAAAACAACUAUGUUCCCGGCCGCAUAAUCUACGAGGAAGUUAUUUCCGUUCUUACAGUUGCAUUCUUCUUGAUCUCUUUCAUCCUUGGCACUUAUCCAGGAUACAUCCUCUUAUUCAACAUCAUAUUCUCUUACCUCUGGCUUGUCUCCGUUGUUUUCACCGCAGAGGACUGGAGCUAUGAAUAUGCGGGUGCUCUCCCCCACUGUGUCGAGGCUUUCAGCUUUAUUGCCUUCUUCUUCUUACUCUUCAAUGUUAUCUCUGACUGGCACCGUGGCUACGGCGGCCAUGUGCGCACCACGUCGGCUGUCUAAGGAUUGAUACCAUGAAUUA